CCUACCUCUGAGCCGUUCAGAACUGGAAGUCCUCUCUCCUCACCAUUCUUCCCCACUCCGCUGAGGCCACUCUGCUUCCUUGACCUUCCUUCACCCACCUGCGACAUGCCCCUUACUUUGUCGCCGCCACUCAAUUCCGUCACCCUCUGCUCACCUUCGUCUUCCUCUCCUUCUCGCACCCAGAAUUCCUCGCGCAAUUGCAAGCUGACCCAUCCAUGGGUUCGCACGACCGUCGGCCCGAGGGGACCGGGAGGCCGCGUGUACUGCUUGUCGGCGAGGCCCAAGAGAAAAGCGAGCGCAACCGGAGGAGAGGACGACUGGGGGGCAGAGGAUCUGGUGAGGGUUUUGAUGAGGAAGUUCGGCGGCAGGGAGCCCCUGGUGAAGACGCUGGAUAAGUACGUGAGGGUGGUGAGGACUGAGCACUGCUUCCUCCUCUUUGAAGAGCUUGGCAGGACCGACAAAUGGACCCAGUGCCUCGAGGUGUUCAGGUGGAUGCAGAAGCAGCGCUGGUAUGUAGCCGACAAUGGUGUAUAUUCAAAGCUUAUUUCAGUCAUGGGUAAGAAAGGGCAAACUCGAAUGGCCAUGUGGCUGUUCUCAGAGAUGCGAAACAGUGGGUGCCGGCCCGACACUUCCGUUUACAAUGCACUCAUUACUGCCCACCUUCACUCUAGUGAUAAAGCAAAGGCUUUGGCCAAAGCUCUUGGUUAUUUUGGCAAGAUGAAGGGAAUGGAACGCUGUAAGCCCAAUGUCGUGACUUAUAACAUCCUUCUGAGAGCUUUUGCCCAAGCUCGAAAUGUGGAACAAGUCGAUGCUUUGUUCAAGGAACUCCAUAACAGCAUUGUCUCGCCUGACAAAUAUACUUUCAAUGGCGUGAUGGAUGCCUAUGGAAAAAACGGGAUGAUCCGAGAAAUGGAGUCUGUGCUUUCUCGUAUGAAAAGCAAUCAAUGUAAGCCAGACAUUAUCACAUUCAAUUUGCUGAUUGAUUCUUAUGGGAAGAGGCAGGAAUUUGAGAAGAUGGAACAAGUCUUCAAGAGCUUACUGCGCUCUAAGGAGAAACCGACAUUGCCUACGUUUAACUCAAUGAUCAUAAACUAUGGGAAGGCAAGACUUAAGGACAAAGCAGAACAUGUCUUUAAAAGGAUGCGUGAUAUGAAAUACACACCAAACCACAUCACAUAUGAGAGUCUGAUCGUGAUGUAUGGGUUCUGCAAUUGUGUUUCUAAAGCUCAGGAUAUAUUUGAUGAGUUGAUUAAUUCUGGGAAGGACAUAAAAAUAUCAACCUUAAAAGCGAUGCUUGAUGUUUAUUGCAUGAAUGGUUUACCAAUCGAAGCGGACAAGCUUUUUGAGACAGCAAGAAUUGCUGGGGUCAAACCUGAUUCAUCAACAUAUAAACUUCUGUACAGGGCAUAUACUAAGUCUCAGAAAAAAGAGCUUGUUGACAAGCUGCUGGAGUAUAUGGACAGAGAUGGCAUCGUCCCCAACAAAAGAUUCUUCCUUGAUGCACUGGGUACUUUUGGGUCUCUUCCUGCUUCUCCAGAAUCUAACAGUGCAACAAGUUCAAGCAGACCAGAAGCAACUGUUAGGGCUUGAGUAGAUUUAGCUCGUGAAUUUGGUUAUGUGGGUUAACUCUCUCCAUUCAAAUGGAGCCCUCCAAGAAAGACACAUAAUACAAGAACAGAGCAACAAUUCUUCAACUAGUCCACUGAGACGUGACUUGCCCUUUUGGUAUUGAAUGUUGCUCGGCGACAACUCACGGUGCUGCUCGGACCUCCAUCGACGAAGUAACCUUUUUUUCCAAUGGGUUCAAUGGUACAAAAGCUAUUUCGGAUGUUAUCUGGUCUGACUGGACUUGGGAGGAUCUAGCGGCUGCUUUUCUUCAACUGUAUGUAUCAUUUGUUUGCAAAAUCCUGGUAAAAUUCCCUUGGAGAAGGUAAAUCCAAGAGAAUUUCAUGCUUCCAUUUUCUAUCCAUUAGUACUGGGAUAAUAUUAAGAAAUCCAUAGGAUAAUCCAUGUUGUGCUUUAUGUUCUUAUGUUUGAUUAUAAGCUAACGCCUUGUCGAUUUCUUGUUCUUGUAUAUUCCUGAUGUACUUUCGAGAGAAGUGACUAAUCAAAUGGAAUGGAUGGGUACGGAAGUUUUAUGUUAAA
This is a messenger RNA of Eucalyptus grandis, 2145 nucleotides long. Its product is annotated as pentatricopeptide repeat-containing protein At4g39620, chloroplastic. Gene Ontology annotation, molecular function: protein binding; mRNA binding. Bases 106 to 1590 code for a protein of 494 amino acids. The record is from RefSeq and is a predicted model, not a curated record. NCBI's taxonomy places the organism in Eukaryota, Viridiplantae, Streptophyta, Magnoliopsida, Myrtales, Myrtaceae. The transcript is spliced from 3 exons.